Spodoptera frugiperda (fall armyworm) is the source of this 1693-nucleotide messenger RNA. Its product is annotated as glycine N-methyltransferase. Gene Ontology annotation, molecular function: identical protein binding; S-adenosyl-L-methionine binding; glycine binding. Gene Ontology annotation, cellular component: cytosol. The coding region runs from base 180 to 1052 and encodes 290 amino acids. NCBI's taxonomy places the organism in Eukaryota, Metazoa, Arthropoda, Insecta, Lepidoptera, Noctuidae. Gene Ontology annotation, biological process: protein homotetramerization; one-carbon metabolic process; regulation of gluconeogenesis. The transcript has 6 exons. The record is from RefSeq and is a predicted model, not a curated record.
CGCGACGUGUGAGCAACGCAACCAGUCGCAUUCGCAGCGUCCGCGCGAACACUCCGCACGGCCUUGGGAGCAAUAAACACGCGAAUAUUAUCGUAAAAAUAUAAACUAUAUCAAUAUAAAGUGCCCAGUUCUCAAUUAUAUCGCCUGAUAUUUUGUGUUGAAUAAAAAGAACCUAAAUCAUGUCAGCCGAUCAAGUGUUCCACUCAAGAUCUGAAGGUAUACCUUCCGAGGGAGUAAAGGAUCAGUAUGCAGAUGGAAAGGCAGCCAGGACAUGGAACAAAUUCAUUGGAGACAGCAACGAGAGGACACAGAAUUACAAGGACUUCUUGAUUGGACUGCUCAAGAAAAAUGGUUGCAAGAAAGUCUUGGACACAGCUUGCGGUACCGGGAUAGAUUCCAUGAUGCUGGUGAACGAAGGCUUCAAGGUGGUGUCAGUGGACGCGUCAGACAAGAUGUUGAAGCACGCCCUCAAGGCGCGGUGGGAGAGGAGAAAAGACUCGAAAUACGAUGAGUGGGUCAUCGAAGAAGCGAACUGGGAGACCUUACCCCGGGACAUUGAAGCUUUCCUGCCCAACACACAGUUUGACGCCGUCAUCUGCCUUGGAAACUCCUUCGCCCAUCUUUUAGAUGAGUACGGAGACCAAAGGAUGCAGAAAAUGUGCCUAAGGAACUUCGCCAAAUGCCUGAAACCUGGCGGUCUGUUAUUCAUUGACCACAGAAACUAUGACGCCAUUAUCGACAGUGGCGCCACCCCGGGACACUCUAUUUAUUAUAAUUGCAAAUACCCAGUGGACAUUAAGACAUCGGUGUUGGUGGUGGGCGGCAAAGCUCAACUGGUGGCGUUAGACUACUGCAUCAACGACGACGCCAACAGCGAGAAGAGCGAAUUCCGUCUGUGCUACUUCCCUCACAAACUGGACAAGUUCACCGCAAUGCUGGACGAGGCAUUCGACAACCGCGCCAAACACGAGAUCUACGCCGACUUCAAGCCACUGAGCGCAGUUCCAGUACCCAGCUUCUAUAUACACGUGCUAGAAAAGGCUAGAGAUUGAUAAGUAAAAUCUAAAAUAGUAAUAAAUUAUUUUGUUAUCAUUUUUUACCAAUUUUUUUAUUUCUAAUCUUAAAAAUAGAAAUCAAAAUGAAGGCCUAGCCUUAUCUAGGAUUUUAUUAAUCUGUACCAAUUAUUCAAAGAAUGCUUAAAAAGCAAAAUAAUUUAUUUAUUGUAAAGUUGAUCGAAAUGGGGUAGAUGACUAAUUUUUAUUUUAAUGUCCGUCUUGUAGAUUAUUUAAAAAUAUUAGACACGUAUUUUUUAUUUUCUUACGGAAACAAAUACUUUCGAAGAUAUAUCCAUUUUAAAUAUCGCGUGACGUCACUUUAGAGUACGUUUUAUACUCUAUAGUGACGUAGUUAGCUCCCACUCCUAAACUUUGAUUCGUUUUAUCUAAGUAUUGUUAUCUUAUAUGACAAAAUAAAAAAAUACGUGUCUAAUAUUUUUUUAUUACCUAACUGACGGACUAAUUAGAUUUUUAAUUUUCAUACCCUGUCAUCAUCCCUAUUGAUAUUGUUUUGAGAGUACAAAAACAAAUUGUUAUAGUAGUUUUAACUUUUAGAUGUAAUCUAAAAUGUUAAGUGACACUAUGUUAUAUAAAAAGACAGACACAUGUGAUGAAAUAAAAAUUGUUAUUUUGUUUAA